AUGUCUUUCAACAUGGAGUAUGAGACUAUUGGCAAUGCCUUUGUCGGGCAUUACUACCAGAAGUUUGACGUCCAAGAUCCGCAGCUGAGGGCGCAGGGGCUCGCCGACCUCUACGAUCCAGACAAUUCCUACAUGACCUUCGAAGGGGUGCAGGUCCGCGGCAGGGACGCCAUUCUCCAAAAAUUCUCGACCGACGAAGAUCCGAUCCAAUCCUACAACCAACUUUUCAUCCUACGACCAAACGCUGGCUCCUUCUUCAUCGGCAACGAAAUCUUCCGCCUUGUGCUCCAUAACAAC
Messenger RNA from Mesorhabditis spiculigera, 297 nucleotides. The record is from the annotation of a GenBank genome assembly. Lineage: Eukaryota; Metazoa; Nematoda; Chromadorea; Rhabditida; Rhabditidae.